AUUAAUUGCUCACUUUUACUAAUUUUAUUUUUUCCUUCAAAAUAUUCAACCUUAUGAAUGUCAUCAACAUGUCAUCUCUAUCUUUCAAGGUUUUAGUCAAACCCCAGAGUCGUAAAUUCUCAGCGACUUUUCCUUUUUCAUAUCUAUCUCCUUACUAAUCCAACGCUCCUCCUUUCCUAAUCUUCCAUUCUCAUUUCUCAAUUGCAAUUUCAUUCUCCAAUUCCUAUAUUAUCUGCAAACAGGUGUUUGGUUUUAAUUUUUUUGUGCUCGUUCGUAAUAUUUUGAAGAAUAAUGGGAGCGGUUUGUUCUGCUGGGAUGGUGGAGAAGAAUGCAGAGCUUGGAGGGAAGAGUUUGGGGUUUUCUGGGAAGCUUAAGAAGGAAAAUAGCUUUAUGAAUCGGAGAGAUAGUAAUAAUGGUCAAGGCAAAAAACAAAUGAAGCACGAAACUCGUUUUUCCACUGAACUUGGUUUAUCGACUCCUGCUUCAAUGGGGGGAAAACAGGUCUCUCAGAAGGGUUCUUUUCUGGGAAAAGCUGGCGAGAGGGCAGUGGAAGUUCUUGACACACUUGGAAGUGGGAUGUCAAAGUUAAACACGAGUACUGGGUUUGUCUCUGUAACGGCUUCUAGAGGGAAUAAAAUAUCAAUAUUGGCAUUUGAAGUAGCUAAUACAAUAACCAAAGGAGCAAGUUUGUUUCAAUCACUUUCUGAAGAAAACAUUCAGCUUCUUAAAAAGGAAAUUUUACAAUCUGAAGGGGUUCAACAAUUAGUCUCCACUGAGACCAAGGAGUUAUUAAGUCUUGCAGAGGCUGACAAAAGGGAAGAAUUCAAUGCCUUUGCACGGGAAGUAGCUAGAUUUGGAAAUAUGUGUAAAGACCCACAGUGGCAUAACCUAGAUCGAUAUUUCUCAAGAUUACACUUGGAUGUCCUGGGUGACAAACAAUAUCGGGUAGAGGCAGAGAAGACAAUGCAGGAGUUUACCAAUCUAGUUCAACAUACUGCUGAAUUAUACCAUGAAUUAAGUGCUUAUGAACGUUUUGAACAAGAUUAUCUGCAUAAGAUUAAGGAAAUGGAGUCCUUAAAUCUUCCUCUAAAAGGGGAGAGUAUCACGAUUUUUCAAAGUGAGCUAAAGCAUCAGAGAAAGCUUGUGAGGAGCUUGAAAAAGAAGUCUCUUUGGUCCAGAAGUUUGGAGGAGAUUGUUGAAAAGCUUGUUGAUAUUGUUACCUAUAUGCAUCAAGCAAUUUAUGAGCUCCUUGGAAAUCAUGGUAAAACUGCUACCGAGUACAGUCAAGGUUCCCAAAGAAUAGGUGAAGCUGGUCUUGCACUACACUAUGCUAACAUCAUUAACCAGAUAAAUAUGAUUGUAAGUUUGUAUCAUGCAUCCAUGCUAGUAAGAUUUGCAAUGACCUUACCAAAUAAUUAUUUUCGUUUAAAUAACAAUGGGUUACUUUGUCUCAAUCAGGCAUCUCGCCCAACCUCUCUUCCUACAAAUACACGGGACACAUUAUAUCACAGUUUGCCUAACAGUGUUAAGAGUGCUCUUCCAUCCCGGUUGCAAACCAUUGCUGACAUGAAAGAGCUAUCCAUCACACAACUCAAAGCGGAAAUGGAUAAGACUCUUCAGUGGCUUUUACCAUUUGCCACAAAUACAAUCAAAGCACAUCAAGGUUUUGGAUGGGUUGGUGAAUGGGCAAACACAAGUAACGACUUAGGUGACAACACAGCCAAAGAAAGUAACCCGAUUCGCAUCCAGACACUUUAUUAUGCUGAUAAGCAGAAGAUAGAUCUUCACAUUAUUGAAUUGUUGGCAUGGCUUCACCAUUUGGUUAGCUCUGUAAGGUCAAGACAAAAUGCCUUGAGGCCAAUGCCUUCAUGGUCUCCUCCAAAGGGACUUGAACUUCAGUCCAAGAUGCGACAGUUUUUAAUUCUAUCUGUGGAAAAUAACAAGAAGCCGUUGGGAACUCUUUCUCAAGAGGAUAGGAGGUUGUUGGAAGAGGUCAUUGCAAGAAGAAGGAACCCAGGAAUUAGCAAGAGCGAGGAUCUUGGUUUGGCCAAGAAAAGAGAAGCCAGGGAAUUGCAUGGGACCAAAAGUGCUGGGAGUUCACCUGCUAAGGAGUUCUUCAGUUCAAGACACGUUUUUAACCACCAAAACUACAACGUUUGGGAUAUAAUGGAUGGGUUAAGAUAAAGAUACUAAAGGCUUCCUUCACCUACACUUGUCUUGGGUCCUCGCUUCUCGCUCUAUGUUUUUCAUUUAAAGUUCUUGCUUCCCGACGACACUCAUCCUUCAUUUCUUUAAACCUUUUAGCAUGUAUAUAUCGAUAUAUGUAGCCUAUUCUUUUAACUUUACAAUUAAUUUUGUACAGGGAAAUAGUUGAAUUCCUAUCACUAAAAUUAUAAGCUUAUAUAUUCUUUCAAGG
Messenger RNA from Abrus precatorius (Indian licorice), 2416 nucleotides. RefSeq lists its product as uncharacterized. The transcript is spliced from 12 exons. Gene Ontology annotation, biological process: positive regulation of growth. NCBI's taxonomy places the organism in Eukaryota, Viridiplantae, Streptophyta, Magnoliopsida, Fabales, Fabaceae. The record is from RefSeq and is a predicted model, not a curated record. Bases 292 to 2184 code for a protein of 630 amino acids.